GUAGCGUAGCCCAUGUUUCUGGCUGCGAUGAGAAAUUCACUAUAUCCUGUGUCAAUAUAUUCGUUCGCUUUCAGCAUUUAGGGCAGUAUACGUGGAGCCGGAUAUCUGUGUGGAGGUGGCGCUGCCCUACAUCGCGUUUUAUAAUGAUUGCUGCGGCGUUUUUGGUUUUAUUAAGACCGUAUAGUAUUCAAGUUGUCUUGUUAUUAUUGCUGCUAUUGGUGGGAACUAUUGCAACAAUUCUCUUUUUCUGUUGCUGGCAUCGGAGGCUUCGUAACGGGAAACAUCCUAUUAAAUCCGUGCUUUCAGGGCGCUCAAGGAGUCGCGAAGCUGGUCUCCGGACGCAUCAUUUUCGAUCAGAGGGCUUCAGGCACAGCCCGCGCCAUGCCAGGAGGGCGCGCGCUCGAGUUGCAGAGGAAAAGCCUCUUGUCGAAAUUCCCGAGAGUGAGCAUCAAAGUGACUCAUCCACAACUGUGAGAAAACGAAAAGUGAAGAAGAGAGUCCUUCCAGACUUCUAUCACUCAGUACAAGUCACCCCAACACGCAAACCCAGCUCCGGUUCGGGCAACGCUUCCCUUCACUGUUCCAUGUCUUCAUCGGCCGAUUUCUCGGACGAAGAUGAUUAUAGUUUUAAAUCUGGAUCGGUCUCACCGGCACCAGGGGACACGUUACCCUGGAACCUACCCAGGCACGAGCGACAUAAGCGAAAAAUUCAGGGAGGAUCCGUUUUGGAUCCAGCAGAGAGAGCCGUGCUCAGGAUUGCAGAUGAAAGAGACAGAGUGCAGAAAAAGACUUUUACAAAAUGGAUAAACCAACAUCUCCUAAAGGUACGGAAGCAUGUAAAUGACUUGUAUGAAGACCUACGAGAUGGACAUAACCUGAUCUCACUGCUGGAGGUCCUGUCUGGCCAGUCAUUGCCUCGGGAGAAAGGGAGGAUGCGGUUCCACAGACUCCAGAAUGUACAGAUAGCACUGGACUACUUAAAGAGGCGGCAGGUCAAGCUAGUCAACAUCAGAAAUGAUGACAUCACAGACGGGAAUCCCAAAUUGACGCUGGGAUUGAUAUGGACCAUAAUUCUGCACUUUCAGAUCUCUGAGAUCCAUGUUUGCGGGGAGUCAGAGGACAUGACAGCCAAGGAGCGGCUGCUGAUGUGGUCCCAGCAGAUGACAGAGGGCUAUGUGGGUGUACGCUGUAACAACUUCACCACCUCCUGGAGGGAUGGGAGGCUGUUCAAUGCUAUCAUUCACAAAUAUAGACCUGAUCUGGUAGAUAUGGGCAGAGUGUCGGCUCAGACUAGCCGGUCAAACUUAGAACAGGCCUUUGGUGUGGCUGAACGGCUUGGGGUGGCCAGACUACUGGACCCCGAGGACAUGGAUGUGCAGUCUCCUGAUGAGAAGUCGGUCAUCACAUACGUCUCCACACUGUAUGAUGUAUUCCCUAAAGUACCUGAUGGUGUUGACGGUGUCAAUGCAAAUGAUGUUGAUAUCAAAUGGGUAGAGUACCAGAACAUGGUGAAUUACCUGAUCCAGUGGAUCAAACACAACGUGGGAUUGAUGUCAGACAGAGCGUUCCCUAACAACCCAGUGGAACUAAAGGCACUUUAUACACAGUACUUGCAGUUUAAAGAGAAUGAAAUCCCACUGAAAGAAACCGAGAAGAGCAAAAUCAAGCAUCUUUACAAAAUGCUGGAGGUGUGGAUGGAGUUUGGUCGUAUCCAGCUGCCUCAGGGGUUUCACCCCAAUGAUGUGGAGAAGGAAUGGGGCAAGCUGAUCGUGGCCAUGCUGGAGAGGGAGAAGAGCCUGAGGCCUGAAGUGGACAGGCUUGAAAUGUUGCAGCAGAUUGCAACCAGAGUCCAGCGGGACUGUGUCACUGGAGAGGACAAACUAGCGUUAGCACGAACUGCCCUGCAGUCUGAUGCCAAGAGACUAGAGUCUGGGGUCCAGUUCCAGAACGAAGCAGAGGUCUCUGGGUACCUUCUGGAAUGUGAGAACCACCUGAGACAGCAGGUGGUUGACAUCCAGAUUCUACUGGACGGGAAGUUUUACUGCUCCGAUCGGCUUGUUCAAAGGGUAUCCAAGCUCCGUGACGACCUGCUGGGGCUGAGGGCAGAGUGUUCCUCUGUGUACAGUCAAGGACGCACCCUGACCACCCAACAGACCAGGAUGGUGAUCUCAGGUAUCACUCAGAGUCUCAACUCAGGCUUCUCUUCAUCGAACCACAACUCCAGCCUCACCCCUGGAGGCCUGGGAACUCCCGGUUCCACCUUCACCUCCAGCUUUACCCCGGGCCUCACCCCUGCCCUGAGCCCCGCAAUGACACCUGGCGGCAUGCAGCCCGGGUCAAUCCAGGCCUAUAUGGGGGGCGGAGGAGGGGGCAUGGAUCCGGGAUCCCUCCAACACCACAAACACAUGCAGAUCCGCAAGCCCCUUGGCAAGUCCUCGCUAGUGGACCCCAACAUGACCAAGGAGGAGGUCAACAUGAACUUUGUGCAGGACCUGAUCAACUGGGUGGAGGAGAUGCAGGUGCAAUUGGAUCACGGAGAUUGGGGAGCCGAUUUGCCAAGUGUGGAAACACAUUUAGAGAACCACAGAAGUGUUCACAGAGCCAUCGAAGAAUUUCAAAUGAGCCUUAAAGAAGCCAAACUUAGUGAGAUUCAGAUGACCCAAGCGCAAAAACUAAGUUAUUCUGAGAAGCUGGGCAACUUAGAAUAUCAGUAUGGGAAGUUACUGAAAUGUUCGCGGGAGCGUCAGAAGAACCUGGAGAGCCUGCAUGACUUUGUGUCGCGGGCCACCAUGGAACUAAUCUGGCUCAACGAGAAAGAGGAAGAAGAGGUCGCUUUCGACUGGAGCGAUCGCAAUGGCAACAUCUCCAAGAAGAGAGAGUACCACGCUGAUCUGAUGAGAGAGUUGGACGACAAGGAGAAGGUGAUCAAGUCUGUGCAGGAUAAUGCAGAGAACCUUCUGCAGGAGAACCACCCUGCCAGGCUAACUAUUGAAGCAUAUAGAGCAGCCAUGCAGACCCAGUGGAGCUGGAUUCUACAGCUCUGCUCUUGUGUGGAGCAGCACCUGAAAGACAACUCAGUCUAUUUCGAGUUUUUCAAUGAUGCCAAAGAGUCCAUGGACUACCUGAAGAGCCUACAAGGUGACAUCCAAAGAAAGUAUGGCUGUGAUCGGACAAGCAGCGUACACAAGCUGGAGGAUCACAUCCAGGAGUCCAUGGAUGAGAAGGAGCAGCUCCUCCAGUACCGCAGCACAGUGGCUGGGUUGGUGGGCAAGGCCAAGGCCAUCGUCCAGCUCAAGCCCAGAACCCCAGACACCCCUAUCAGGUCUUCCAUACCCGUCAAAGCCAUCUGUGACUACCGACAAAUAGAGAUCACCAUCUAUAAGGAUGAUGAGUGUGUCCUGGCCAGUAACUCUCACCGGGCCAAGUGGAAGGUGAUCAGUCCGUCUGGCAAUGAGGCCAUGGUGCCCUCUGUCUGCUUCACUGUGCCUCCACCCAACAAGGAGGCUGUGGACCAGGCCAGCAGAAUUGAGCAGCUGUACCAGAAUGUCCUGACUCUGUGGCACCACUCGCACAUCAACAUGAAGAGCGUGGUCUCCUGGCACUACCUGAUGGCGGACGUCAGAGCCAUCCGCAACUGGAACGUGUCCUCAAUUAAGACCAUGUUGCCAGGCGAGCACCAGCAGGUCCUUAGCAACCUGCAGUCCCACUUUGAGGACUUCCUGGAGGACAGCGAGGAGUCGGAGGUGUUCACAAUGGCAGACUGUUCCCAGCUAGAGAGGGAGGUGUUGACCUGCAAGGAGUAUUACGAGGAGCUGCUCAAGUCUGCAGAGAGAGAGGAACAUGAGGAGUCUGUGUACAACCUGUAUAUCUCUGAGGUGCGUAACUUCCGCAUGCGUCUGGAGGCUCAGGAGGAGCACCUGAUCCGACAGAUCCGCACCCCACUGGACAGAGACGACCUGGAGCAGAGUAUCCUGCGCAUCACAGAGCAAGAGAAGAAGAAGGCAGAGCUGGAUCAGCUAAUGGAGGAUCUGGAGACCAUGAAGGAGAAGUGUGAGACAUUCCUCAGACAGGCCACGGCCUCUCCCUCUAUACCCGCCCUCUCCUCUGACCUCAACGUCCUCAUCCAGAGCAUGAGCCAGGUUUACUCCAUGUCCUCCAUCUACCUGGAGAAGCUGAAGACGGUGAGCUUGGUGGUGAGGCACAGCCAGAAUGCAGAGGCUCUAGUGAAGCUCUUUGAGGCCAAACUUUCUGAGGAAGACGCUGUGAACUCUGACCUGAAGUCCAUUGACACAGUCAUCAGCACACUCAAGCAAUGGCGCUCAGAGAUUGACGAACAGCGGGAGGUCUUCCAUGACCUGGAGGAUGGGCUGCAAAAGGCCCGUGGCAUCAGUGACCACAUGUUCAAGGCUCACAACGAGCGGGACUUUGACCUGGACUGGCACAAGGAGAAGGCUGACCAGCUGGGAGAGAGGUGGCACAAUGUCCACACCCAAAUUGACAGCAGACUUCGGGACCUGGAGGGCAUCAGUAAAUCUCUGAAGUACUACAAAGACUCCUACAGCAGUCUAAAUGACUGGGUCAGAGAGAUGGAGACUGCUCAGCUCAAGACCCAGGAGAACCAGCCAGAGGACAGCAAGGCGCUUGCUGAGCUGCUCAACCAACAGAAGGUCCUUGUUGCAGAAAUGGAACAUAAGCAGAGCAGAAUUGAUGAAUGCCAAAAGUACUCAGAGCAGUACUCAUCUGGCGCUAAAGAUUAUGAGCUACAGCUGAUGACCUACAGAGCAAUGGUUGACUCACAGCACAAGUCCCCGCUCAAGAGACGGAGGAUGCAGAACUCAGCUGAUGCCAUCGUUCAGGAGUUCAUGGACCUCCGAACUCGCUACACGGCCGUAGUAACCUCCAUGACGCAGUAUGUAAAGUUUGCCAGUGAGACGUUGAAGAGAACAGAAGGCGAAGAGAGAUCUGUUGAUGAGGAGAAGAAAGAGCAUGGUGAUAAAGUUAGCAAGCUGUUAGGUUGGAUGUCCAGUGUGAAACCUGGCCAGAGCAAAGAUGGUAAAGCCAGCACAGAGGCCUCUAGUAAGCCCCAGGUUUCAAUGGAAGAAAUUGUAACAAAGAAGGAGCAAAUUGCAGAAGCACUGAGGACUACACAGCUGAUGCUAACUAAACACAGUGACAAAAUGACUGAGGAUGAGAAGCAGGAAGCCAAGGAGCAGCUGAAAUCCCUCCACCAGGCCUACAGUGAUCUCUCCCAGCAGUGUUCUGAUCAGACGCCAUCUACCGAGCAGGCGUUUCAGACCAUUGAGGGGGUACUCGAAGUUGGAAGUGUAGAGGUCUACUCUGUGUUUAGCUCUGUUCAGAGCGGCCUGAUCGACCAUAACACUGGGCUCUGUCUCCUGGAGGCUCAGCUCAUCACCUCUGGCCUCGUUCUGCCUCAGUUAAGGAUGUGUCUGGAGCUGGACGAUGCUUUCCAUCACAACCUCAUUGACGAGCCCACCUGGAAGCAGCUCAGAGAGCUCAACGAAGCCAACCAGUGUAUCCUGAGCCCACUGUUCUCCUCAGAACCUCUCCCUGUGAUAGCAGCGCUUAGAGAGGGGGCCAUCUCUGAGCGCCUGGCCAUGAAGGUUAUAGAGAUCCAGCUGGCUACAGGUGGGUUGAGGGUGUCCUACACGAGCGAUGUACUGACCCUGGAGAGGGCCUUUCAGUUUGGCCUGAUCCCUGCCCCUCUGUACGUCAAGCUCUUGGAGAGACAGGACACAUGGAAGGACCUGAUCAACCCCAGCACGGCAGAGAAGGUCUCGCUCACCCAGCUGGUGCAGAGGAGCGUGGCUGAUGUGGAGACUGGACUGCGACUGCUGCCGGUGAAGAAAAGCCACAAUGGAAACAUGGAGUUGACAUCUGGGAGGGAGAUUAGUGUACUUAGUGCGGUUCAUGAGGGCUUGAUUGACAGACAGACCACGAUGAGGCUGCUGGGGGCUCAGCUGUUUGCAGGUGGUAUCGUCAACCCCAAAACAGGCCGUAAGCUCACCGUAGAGGAAGCACUGUCAGAAGGCUUGAUUGAUCAAGGCACUGCCACUGAGAUACUGAGCCAGCAGGCCCAAAAUGGAGGCAUAGUGAACCCUCAGAAUGGCAAAAGGCUAUCGGUGGAUGAGGCUGUUCAGUGUGAUUUGAUGAGCUCUAGCAGUGCACUCUUGGUGCUCGAGAAACAGAAGGGGUUCAUGGGACUUUUAUGGCCUCACUCUGACACCCUUGACACAUCCACAGAGUUUCCAUGCACUGAGGAAGAAGCAUGGGACAAUGAAGAUGAGAGAGGCUUUGCGAUCCACCUUCUCAGAGCCCAACUAGAGGAGGGUGGUAUUUUGGACAUCAUCUCUGGGAAACGCUAUGACCUUGAUGCAGCUCUUCAUAAAGGCCUUGUGGAUGAGGAGACUGUGUUAGAAGUGCUGUCAUUGCAGCUCCACAAGGGAGAGGUUUUAGGGGAUGAGAGAAGCACAGUGGCAACCCUGAAAGAAGCUGUGUCUAGAGGCUCCAUAUCCUCCCAGAUAGCCCUGCAGAUCAUGGAACAGCAGAGCCUGUUGGGUGGUGUAUAUGACUCCAAGUCCGGAUGCACUAUUCGUGUAAAUGAAGCACUGGAUUCAGGGUUGAUUGAUGAUGAUUUGGCUGAAAAGAUCCUUCACUCAGACCCAGUAUACAACGCAAUCAUCGACCCUGAUAGAAACUGCAUGCACAGCAUUUCUUAUUCCCAGAGUCUGGGCCUCAUAGACAACAACGAGGCCGAGAAUAUACGUCAACAUCAAACAGACAAAAAUGUGCCGGUUUUGGUUCUUGACGCCCCUGAUGAGGAUGUCAAUGGGGAAGAAGGUAAAGAGAAUAGAAAUAGACAUGCAGGGGAAGAUGUGGAUGCAGAAGGAAACAGAGAACAGAACUGCGACUCCCAGAAGUCCUUACUACCUUCGUUCACCAUUAGUCAUGGGCCUGUAUGUAGACAGAUCCUAUCACCUAUCCUGUCAGAUCAGGUAACAGGGGAACGUGUCAUCCAUCAACCUGACACAUCAUCUUCAUUAAGGGAAGAUGGUUCCUCACAGGCCCCUACCAGUCCACUGUCAGACAUGGUCCCUGGGUCUAGAAAUUCCAUCCACAAUGACAUGUUGUCAAACAGAUCAAACUCUCUCAGUUUGAGCGAUAGUGGAGAUAGCGGAGCUCCUCAGGCCCAGGCUAAAGAGGUGAGACAGACAGAGGAAGAUGGUAACAGUUCUCUGAGGAGAGGCACGAAUCUGUCCUGUGAGGCAAUCGGCUUCACUCCGGGGGAUACCGUGCAGAUAAUGGGAUACCGUGAGAUAAUGGGGAACCAGACUGUCAGUCCUGUUCAGAGUGACUCGGGCGUGUCCUGCUCAUCACAUAGUGAUCUGUUGUCUGAUGAAAGGAAAAUGGAGAAUGUGUUGAACGCAGUUCAGCCGCCAGCUAGCCAGCUAGUCAAGAAGUCAGACUUCAUGACACCUGAUAGUGUCCUACCACCUGCGUCGGCCAUCUAUAGUGCUCUAAGGUCCGGUUUAGGUGAGCUGGUGAGAAUGAGAGUGGAGGGGGCAGAUGUCGAUGAAUUACAAAAGGCUAAGACCCAAGCAUUGGAGGGCAUCAUCAACCUGAUACAGGACAAUCCACUGUCCCAUGGAAGAGGUUCUGGUGAUUUUGGUAGUGAGACAGAUGCAGCUCCUGGGCUUGUGAAAAGUAAUAGUCCAGAUCUCCUCAGGGAUCUGUUGAAGCAUGAGGCUCUCCGCUCAGGUAAAACUAGUCUGGAUGGAGGGAAACCACCCCAUGAAGAAACACCUCCAUCUGAUAUGAUCCAGAUUAGGUUUCAGCAGGUUCUUCAAAGUGUAUCCUCAAGCCAAGACCCUGCCAUGCUCAGAGAUGUGAUUGGAGCCUUGAGGAGUAUUCUGGGGGGUGCUCCUGAUGAGGACAGGCCACGCAACCUGGAGAUCAUCCAGGUGGAGGACUCGUCCGAUGAGGCUGAAGGUGCCGUGGCAGAUCCCAUGGAAGGUCUUGACCUAUAUCAAUCUACUGAGGUUGAAACCAUUUCAGACACAGGCAAUGCUGGAGCAGUUCAUCCUAAGGUCAGGAAACAGUACUCCACCCAGGAUUAUCUGGAGUGUGUUGGUAGACUUCAGGAUCAUGCAGAUGUUCUAGUGGAGAUCAGGAACGACUUGUCAUCCAAGCAGGGCUCUCUGAGUAACAACAUGGAGGAGUUACACAGUCAGCUGGAGGAAUCUCAGGCCAAUUUGGAGUCAACAUACCAGGAGCUCCUCAGUACCCUUAAUCAACUAUCAGGCUGUAUUCAUGACAACUCUGAGAUGACCUACAACCUCGACAUCAUGAACACAUAUGACGUGGACACAGUGAAAGAAAUGAUCCAGAAUAAUGAGGACAUGGAGACUAAUGUGUCAGGUACCCAGAGGCAUCUGGAGGACACUGCGUUUGACAUCCAGUACUUUAUCUCAGAGCAUGCCCAGUUCCUGAGCCCGGCCCAGAGCAGGCACCUCCUCAAGUCUCUCAGCGCCACCCAGAGGGCAAUUAAGGAUCAGAUGGAGAGGGUGGCCAAUCAGAGACGCACCCUUCAACUCCAGCUGGAGAUCAGCGAGAAUGAGAGUCAGCAGAAGUGCUUGGUGGAGAAACAGAAGGAGUUCUCAGACAAGUUGCAGGAGCUCUGUGACAACCUGACCAAUACAGAGAACUGUCUGAUAGGCCAGCAGCAGCAGGCCAAGAGUGUAGAGAGUGUGGAAGACCUGCAGCAGGUCCAGAAAGAGCAUCAGGCCUUGCAGAAAGAUAUCCUGACCAACGGCAGUGCCUUGAAUGAGGUCAUCAGCAGCACCAAGAAGUUCCUGGAUGAGAACCGGUCUAAGCUGACCCCAGAUCAGAUCGCUGCCAUCGAGAGCAAGCUGGAGGACGCCAAGAGCAAGGUCAAACUCAUCAACCAACGGGCCGAGGAGUCAAGGAAAGACGUGGAGAAGUCUGUGACUACUGCUAUCAAACAGGAGACUGAGAAGGAAGCUGUUGUUGAGCAGCUUGAGGAGAGCAAGAACAAGAUCGAGGGUCUGCUGGACUGGAUCAACAACAUAGGGAAUGAGAAAGGGAUGGGGGUCGAUCAGACAGACCAUAUGGGCAAACAGAACGGGAACAUGCCUUUGCCAUCGGAGACCUCAGCCAAGAACAUUCUGGGAGAGGAUGAUGACCCCAAUGGAAACAAUGGAAACGCUCUCCAGACUACAGAUAACGACACUGGCAGACAGGCUACAGAGAAGACCCCAGAACUGGACCUGGACAAGCAGUAUGAUAGGGUCAAGGCUCGUCACCAGGAGAUCCUGUCCCAGCAGCAGGACAUGAUCAUGGCCACCCAGUCAGCCCAGGCUCUGCUGGACCACCAGGCCCAUGCCCUGUCCUCCACGGAGAAAGACAAGCUGCAGAUGGACAUCCAGGAGUUGAAGGGUCGGUACAACGCUUCCCUUACCCAGGCAGAACAGCAGAUGAAGCAGGUGGUCCAAGUCCAGGAGGAGCUGAAGAAGUUCCAAGGAGACUGUGAGGAGUUUGAGGGCUGGCUGCAGCAGGCCGAGGGGGAGGUGGGGGAGCUGGGAGCCCCCGCUGGAGCUCUGAACAUCCUCACAGAGAAGCUCCAGAGACAGAAGAGCUUCUCUGAGGACGUCAUCUCCCACAAGGGGGACCUGCGGUUCAUCACCAUCUCAGGGCAGAAGGUGCUGGACGUGGCGAAAGCCUGUGGACGCAUGGACCCUGAGGGGAAAGAUGCCCAGCUGGAGGUGGAUACCACUGGAACCUGCGCUGCUGUAAAGGAUAAGCUGGACUCGGUUGCUAGCCGUUACAAAGCCCUGCACUCUCAGUGCAAUGAGCUCGGCAACAACCUCAAAGAUGUGGUGGACAAGUACAAGAAGUACGAGGACUCAACCGCUGGUCUCCUGAAGUGGCUCAACAACUCAGUGGAGGAAGCCAGAAGGCAACAGUCUGAGGCCAUUGCUGCCGACCCUCAAACCCUACAGAAACAGCUGGAGGACACCAAGGCUCUGCAAAAUCAGACCACUGGUCGUCAGACUGCUGUGGAGACACUCCGCAAAACAUCUGACUCUCUGGUCACUGCUGAGGGGGACCUGUUGACCAAUCAGGACGAGAUCCAGGAGACAGUAGAUGAUAUUGUGGAAAGGUAUGACAACCUGUCCAAGUCAGUGAGUGAUCGUAAUGAGAAGCUUCAGAUCACCUUGACCCGCUCCCUGAGUGUCCAGGAUGGCCUGGAUGAGAUGAUGAGAUGGAUGGAGGGAGUAGAGAAGAGUGUGAAGGAGAAAGGACAAGUCCCUCUGGAUUCAGCAGCCAUUGGAGAUGUGCUGAGCAAAGGGGCAGCUCUGGAGCAGGAUAUUUCCAGUCGCCAGAGUAGCAUCUCGGCCAUGAAGGCCAAGGUGAAGAAAUUUGUGGAGACAGCUGACCCCUCCGCCGCGGCUCUGCUGCAGUCCAAAAUGGAUGCCCUGUCACAGCGCUUCUCUGACACCUGUGACAAGCACAAGCAGAAAAUGGAGCAGCUGGAGCAGUUGAAGGACAAGGUGGAGGAGUUCGAGAAGACCUCGGACAAGGUGCAGCAGUUUGUGCUCAAGCGCUCACAGGCCCUCUCCGAAACAGACGGGCCAGGGAAAAAUGUCAACGAGCUCUCGCAGCUCAUGCAGGACACUAACACUGAGUUGGCUGAACAUGCCAAGGAUGUGGAAAUACUGCAAAAGCUGUCAAAGGAGCUGUCCAAUAUGGGUCCAGAGGGAAGCAUGGCCCAGAUUCAGGGAAAGAUUGACAACCUCUCCAACAACUUCAAUACCUUCAAAGACACUGUGAAAGAGAAAGAGGAGGAGGUGUCUUCCUGCCAGGACCAGCUGGGAGACUUCAGGGAUGCAGCCGGAGCUCUCAGGACGUGGCUGGAGGAGACAACAGAGAAAGUCCCUGUGGUUCAGCCAACCAGCAGUGAACAGAGUCUAUUGAAUGACCUGCAGAGAGUCAAUGCUCUAAUGGAGGAAUGGACAACCAAAGGCUCUGCUGUCCAAGAUAUAAAUAGCAAAGGAUCUGCGCUAUGUAGCUUCAUAAGUGUUCUCACAUCUCCAGCCAAGACCAAGAUGUCACACACGUCAGAGGUGAUGGUGGUACAGCAGAACAUGUCAUAUAUCAACAAGGGCCACGAGAGCCUGGGAGAACUACUGAAGGAGCGGGCUGCAGAGCUCUCUGGCCUGGUGCAGCAGGUGGCAGAGGCCCAGAAAGAGACAGAUGCCAUGAUAACAUGGCUGAAGGACAUGAAGAAGACAACAGCAUCCUGGAACUCUGCGUCCACAGAGAAAGACGCCAUGAAAACACAACUGGAGCAACAGAAGGCCUUUGAGGAGGACAUGAAACAAAAGCGUGAGCAGCUCCAGAAGCUGAGAGAGAAGCUCCUCCACUUGAUUGAGAAACACCCAGACUCUCCUGAAGCAGCCAAAUGGAAGCAGAUGCUGGCACAGAUAGAUGCUGCCUGGGCGGAUGUAAGCGGGUCGGUGGAGGACAGGAAGCAGCACCUGGAGGAGUCCAACAGGAACCUGGACGUGUUCCAGACCACGGAGCCACAGCUCCGCCAGUGGCUCUCAGAGAAGGAAAUGAUGCUCAGUGUCCUGGGGCCCCUCUCCAUGGACCCCAACAUGCUCAACACACAGAGGCAGCAAGUCCAGAUCCUCCUGAACGAGUUUGACAGCCGUAAGCCACAGUAUGACCAGCUUAAUGAGGCUGCUGCUGCUAUCCUGAGCACAUCAGGCAAGCAGGACCCCUCCUCUGGUGGGAAGGUGGUGAAGGACCAACUGGCCGCCGUGACCCAGAAAUGGCAGGGCCUGACUGGGCAGCUGAGACAGCGAGCCGGCCUCAUCGACCAGGCCGUGGGGAAGACGGGCCAGUUCCAGGAUCUGCUGAGGAGCCUGAGCCAGAGCGCCGCCUCACUGGAGACCCGGCUCAACAGCCAGCAGGCCCUUAGCAGUCAGCCUGACAUGGUGAAGAAGCAGCUGGAGGAGGCUAACACCAUCUCUGGCCAGCUGAGGGAGGAGAGGAAGAGACUGAAAGAGGCUGAGACCCUCUGCUCGGAGCUCUCUGCCCUGGUCACAGAGGACUACCUGAAAACAGACCUAGCCAGGCAGCUGGAGGUGGUCACCAAGCCCUUCAAACAGUUGGAGGAUAAAGCAGUGAAGCGGAUCCAGCAGCUGAACUCGGCCUUCGCAAGCUCCCAGCAGUUCCACCAGACCUCCAAAGACUUCCAGGGGUGGAUGAAUGAGACGCUCCAGGAGCAGUCUAAAUCCCAGGCAGUCUCAGCCCAGGUGGAGACCCUUCAGCAAAGCCUGAAAGAGCACAGUGCCCUGCAGAAGGCCCUCAGUGAACAUGAGGAACCAUACAGCACCAUCAUCAGGGGGGGGGAGACCCUCCUCCAGAACACAGAUGGGGCAGAGAAGGUGUCGCUGCAGGGCCAGCUGGCCACAUUGCGUUCCAACUGGGACGACAUGAAGAAGAGCUCAUCCGAGCGCCAGGAUAAGCUCCAGGGAGCGCUGCAGAGGGCCCAGAAGUACCACGAGCAUGCUGAGAAGCUCCAGUCCUGGGUCCAGGAGAGUGAGGUCAGGGAGGGUAGCGUCAGGCUCUGCGUGGACCCAGCGGAGGUGGAGAGCUCAAUCUCCCAGCUGAAGGCCAUCCAGAAGGACGUGGACAAACACAGAGGCCUGGUGGCGCAGCUGAACACUGCAGCCGAAAGCCUCCUGGAGGUGGCCAAUGCAGACACAGAGGCCGUCAGGGAGGAGAAGGCGGCCAUUGGGCAGAGCGUGGACCGGGUCACAGAGAGGGUCCAGAACAAGAGGGAGUCUCUGGACAAGAUCUCACAGAGGCUGAAGGAGUUCAACGACACCCACAAAGAAGCCAAGGGCCAGCUGGAAGGGGCUAAGAAGCAGCUUGUCGCCUACUCAUCACUGGGGGUCCAGGCCUACAGCGACAAGAACCUGACCAGCAUGAAGGCCCAGCAGAAGAGCCUGGAUGGGGUCAACACACAACUGGAGCACCUGAAGAGUCUUGCCCAGGGCCUAGUGGCCGACGUCCCCGAAGCUGACGGGGUGACAGACCUCCUCCUUCAGGCCAACAGCCUGGAGAAAGAGUACGGCUCCCUCAGCAAGGAUGUAGGGAAGACUUGCUCCACCUUGGAGGGCAAGCUGCAGGGCAUCGGGCAGUUCCAGACCAACAUCCGCGAGAUGUUCACCCGCUUCGCAGACUUAGAUGAUGAGCUUGACAGCAUGGCUCCUGUGGGCCGCGAACUGGCCACUCUGAAUGAGCAGCAGGGCGGCAUCAAGGGCUUUGUGGAGAAACUGCAGGAGCUGAUGGCAGACACAGCUCAAGGAGAGGACAGAUGUAAGAAGAUGCUGAAAACUGAGGCCUCCCCAGACCUUCUGGGGCUGAAGAGAGACCUGGAUGUUCUGAGUAAGCAGUGUGGCAAGCUGAUGGACAGAGCCAAAGGGAGAGAGGAAGAGGUGGGGAGUACACUCACCCGUCUGAAUGAGCUUUACUCCAAGCUACAGCAGUUCACUAACAAACUGGGCGGAGCCGAGGUCAAGGAGGAGGGUCAAGGGUCAGUUGGCAUGGAGACAGAUGUCAUCAACCAACAGUUGGAAGCUUUCAAGGUAUUCCAGAAAGAGGAGGUUGAUCCACUACAGACCCAGUUGCAAGACAUCAACUGGCUGGGCCAGGGCCUGAUCCAGAACGCCGCCAAAGGUACCAGCACCAAGGGCCUUGAACAUGACCUGGAGGAUGGCAACACUCGAUGGAACACACUCAACAAAAAGAUUGCUGAGCGGUCAGCGCAGCUGCACGAGGCCCUAUUGCAUUGUGGGAGGUUCCAGGAUGCUCUGGAGUCCCUGCUCAGCUGGCUGACGGACACGGAGGAGCUGGUGUCCAAUCAGAAACCUCCCUCUGCUGAGUUCAAAGUUGUCAAGGCACAGAUCCAGGAGCAGAUACUCCUCCAGAGGCUGCUCGAUGACCGUAGGCCUACGGUGGAGCUGAUUAAGAAGGAAGGAGGGAAAGUUGUGGACCUGGGAGCAGAGUUUGUGGAAAAGGAGAAGGUGGGGAAGGAGAUUGAGUGCCUGGGGCAGAGGUGGGACGCUUUGCUGAAGAAGGCUGAGAACAGGCACAAACAGCUGAAGAGCAUUCUAGUUGUGGCUCAGCAGUUCCAUGAGACACUGGAGCCUCUGUCUGAGUGGCUCUCUGCCACAGAGAAACACCUGGCCAAAUCUGAACCCAUCGGCACACAGACUACCAAGCUGGAAGUGCAGAUCUCCCAGCACAAGGCCUUAGAGGAGGAGAUAAUGGGUCACAGUAAAGACCUGGUUCAGGCCAUCAGCCUGGGUCAGAUGCUCAAGCCGGUUAGCUCAGUGGAAGAUAAGGAGCUGGUGCAGUCUAAGCUGGACUCCACCCAAGCCAGUUACAUAGAGCUGCAGGAGCGCUGUAGGAGGAAGGCUGAGAUGCUGCAGCAGGCUCUGGCCAAUGCCCAGCUCUUUGGAGAGGAUGAGGUGGCCCUCAUGAACUGGCUCAACGAAGUGCACACUAGGCUGAGCGAAGUGUCCGUCAAAGACUACAAGAUGGACGUUCUUGAAAAGCAGUGUACAGAACAACUGGCCCUACAUGAAGACAUUGAGUUGAGGAAGCAGAAUGUCGAUCAAGCCAUUUCCAAUGGAUUGGAGCUGCUGAAACAAACAACAGGUGAUGAGGUGGUUGUCAUCCAAGGCAAGUUGGACGGGAUAAAGACGAGAUACGCUGAGAUCAACUCCAUGAGUGGUAACGUGUCUAAGACCCUGGACGAGGCCCUGACCCUGGCCUCCAAGCUUCAGCACACCCAUGAAGACCUCAGCUCCUGGCUGAAGAAUGUCGAAGCUGAGCUCACCGCCUUUGCUGCUCAGGAGCCUGUAGGAGAGCAGCUCAUCCAGGCACAAGACAGGCAGAAGGCAUUGCUGAAAGAAGCCAUGGAUCACAAGCCCCAGGUGGACAAACUGAAUGAGGUGAGCAGCUCUCUGCUGGAGCUGGUCCCAUGGAGGGCCCGGGAGGGCCUGGACAAGCUGGUGACAGAGGACAACGACCGAUACAAGGCCGCCAGUGACAUCAUCACACAGCAUGUGGAGCAGAUCAACGCCGCCAUACUGAAAUCACAGCAGUUUGAACAAGCAGCUGACAAUUUGCUGGCCUGGCUUACUGAAGCAGAGAGGAAGAUGUUGUCAUUGGGGGAGAUCAGGCUGGAACAGGACCAGACCACAGCACAGCUCCAGGCCCAGAAGGUCUUCUCCAUGGACAUCAUGAGACACAAGGAUGCUGUGGAUGACAUUGUGAAAACAGGCGAGGCCAUCAUGAACAGCAAGGAUGAGGAUGAAAAGCAAGCCUUGAAGGUCAAGAUCCAAGCCCUCCUGGAGAAGUACGGUGUGGUAAGUCAGCUGAACUCGGAGCGCUGCCUGCAGCUGGAGCGAGCCCAGUCUCUGGCCAGCCAGUUCUGGGAGACUUACGAGGAGCUGUGGCCCUGGCUCCAGGAGACCCGCACCAGCUUCAACCAGCUCCCACUGCUGGCCAUUGAGUACGAAGCUCUCCGACAGCAACAGGAGGAGCUCAGGCAAAUGCGAGAGCUGAUUGCAGAGCACAAGCCCCACAUCGACAAGAUGAACAAGACGGGUCCCCAGCUUCUAGAGCUGAGUCCUGUGGAGGGGAUCCCCAUCAGGGAGAAGUACACAGCCACAGACCUGCUGUACGCCCAGCUCAAGGCUGAUGUCAAACAGAGGGCUGCCACAUUGGAUGAGGCCAUCUCCAAAUCCACACAGUUCCAUGACAAGAUCGAGCCCAUGCUGGAGUCCCUGGAGCGGAUCGCUGAGCGCCUGCGUCAGCCUCCCUCCAUUUCUGUGGAGGUGGAGAAGAUCAGGGAGCAGAUCACAGAGAACAAGGCUGUGUCUGUGGACCUGGAGAAACUGCAGCCUUCCUACGACACGCUCAAGCAGCGUGGAGAGGAGAUGAUCGCUCGCUCAGCGGGAGCUGACAAGGACAUAUCUGCUAAAGCUGUGCAAGACAAGCUGGACCAGAUGGUGUUCACCUGGAAUGAGAUCCAUGCCCUGAUGGAGGAGAGGGAGGCCAAGCUGCUGGAUGUAAUGGACCUGGCAGACAAGUUCUGGUGUGACCACUGUGCCCUCAUCGUUACCAUCAAGGACACCCAGGACCUGCUGAGGGAGCUGGAGGAGCCUGGAGUCGACCCCUCUGUGGUGAAACAGCAGCAGGAAUCUCUGGAGAGCUUCAAGGAGGAGAUUGACGGGCUUCAGGAGGAGCUUGAUGUAGUGCGGAACUUGGGGGCGGAGCUUAUGGCUGCCUGUGGCGAACCAGAUAAGCCAGUCAUAAAGAAGAGUAUUGAUGAGGUGAACUCGGCAUGGGAGACUCUGAACAAGACAUGGAAGGAGAGAGUGGACAGACUGGAUGAGGCCAUGCAGGCUGCUAUGCAGUUCCAGGAUGGCCUGCAGGGUAUGUUUGACUGGGUGGAUAUCGUGGAGCACAAACUGGAUUCUAUGUCACCUGUGGGUACAGACCUAGACACUGUCAAGCAGCAGAUUGAAGAACUCAAGGAGUUCAAAGGUGAGGCGUAUCAGCUGCAGAUUGAGAUGGAGCGUCUGAACCACCAGGCGGGCCUACUGCUGAAGAAGGUGACGGAAGAGUACGACCGCUGUGCCAUCCAAGAGCCCAUGACCGAGCUCAAAAUGCUCUGGGACAACCUGGAUGAAAAUAUCAUCAACAGACAGCACAAACUAGAGGGAGCGCUGUUGGCUCUGGGGCAGUUCCAGCAUGCGCUGGAUGAGCUUCUGGCCUGGAUGAGCAACACGGAAGAGCUGCUUAAUGAGCAGAGGAAGGCUGCAGGAGACCCCAAAGCCAUUGAGAUCGAGCUCGCCAAGCACCACGUCCUCCAGAAUGAUGUGUUGGCCCAUAAGACCACGGUGGAGGUGGUCAAUAAGGCUGGUACUGACCUGGUGGAGUCCACCUCUGGAGAGGAAGCCUCUGGACUGCAGAGCAAACUGGAGAACCUCACCCAGCGCUGGAAGAACAUCCUGGAGAAGACAGAGCAGAGGAGACACCAGCUAGACGGUGCUCUGCUUCAGGCCCAAGGUUUCCAUGGCGAGAUCGAAGACAUGCAGCAAUGGCUGAAAGACACAGAGCGUCAGCUGUUAGCAUCAAAGGCUGUGGGAGGCUUACCAGACACGGCCCGCGAGCAGCUUAACGCCCAUCUGGAGUUAUGUUCUACAUUAGAGGCCAAGGAGGAGCUCUACCAGCAGCUGAUGAACAAAGGUCAGCAGCUGCUCACCAUGACCCCCUCCGGCCAGGACAGCAACACAGAGCAGGACCUCAGGAACCUGCAGGACAAGAGGGAGUCGGUACAGGUCAAGGUGGCUGAGAGAAAGGUGAAACUGGAGGAGGCCUUGACUCUGGCCACAGAGUUCCAUAACUCUCUCCAGGACUUCAUCAACUGGCUGACCCAAGCUGAACAGACUCUCACUAUGUCCUCUCCUGCCUCCCUCAUCCUGGAAAACAUCAUGUUCCAGAUAGAUGAGCACAAGGUGUUUGUGACGGAGGUGAACUCCCACAGGGAGCAGAUCGUUGAGCUGGAUAAGACAGGGACCCACCUGAAGUACUUCAGCCAGAAGCAGGAUGUGGUGCUGAUCAAGAACCUGCUGAUCAGUGUGCAGGGCCGCUGGGAGAAGGUGGUACAGAGGUCUGUGGAAAGGGGCCGUCUGCUGGAUGAUGCCAGGAAGAGGGCCAAACAGUUCCACGAAACCUGGAACAAGCUGACGGAAUGGUUGGACGAGUCGGAGAAGGCCUUGGACUCGGAGCUGGAAAUCGCCAACGACCCUGACAAGAUCAAGAUGCAGCUGGCCCAGCACAAGGAGUUCCAGAAGGCGCUGGGGAGCAAGCACUCGUUGUAUGACACAACCAGUCGUACGGGACGUGCCCUGAAGGACAAGACGUCACUGCAGGACGACAACCAGAAGCUGGAUGACAUGCUGAGUGAACUGAGGGACAAGUGGGACACUGUCUGUGGCAAGUCAGUUGAGAGGCAAAACAAGCUUGAGGAGGCACUGCUGUUCUCUGGUCAGUUUACUGAUGCCCUUCAGGCCCUGAUUGACUGGCUGUACAGAGUGGAGCCUCAGCUGGCCGAGGACCAGCCAGUACAUGGAGAUAUAGACCUGGUCCUUAAUCUCAUUGACAGUCACAAGGUGUUCCAGAAGGAGCUGGGGAAGAGGACAGGGAGCGUUGUGGCCCUGAAGCGUUCGGCUAAGGACCUGAUUGAGAGCAGCCAUGAAGACUCAUCUUGGGUCAAAGCUCAGAUGCAGGAGCUGAGCGCUCGCUGGGAGACUGUGUGCGCCCGCUCAGUAUCUAAACAGACCCGGCUGGAACAGGCAUUGUGUCAGGCUGAGGAGUUCCACUCUACGGUCCAUAUCCUGCUGGAGUGGCUGGCCGAGGCUGAGCAGAGCCUUCGUUUCCAUGGCACCCUGCCCGACGACGAGGAUGCCCUCAGGGCUCUUAUCGAGCAGCACAAGGAGUUCAUGAAGAAGCAGGAGGAGAAGAGAGUAGGCCUGAACAAAGCCACCAGUAUGGGGGAGGCUAUCUUGACCAUCUGCCAUCCAGAUUCUAUCACCACCAUCAAACACUGGAACACCAUCAUUAAAGCCCGGUUCGAGGAGGUCCAGACGUGGGCACGGCAGCACCAGCAGCGCCUGGCCAUGGCCCUCAGUGAUCUGCUUGCCACUCAGGAGCUGCUGGAGGGUCUGCUGGGCUGGCUGCAGUGGGCUGAGGCAACACUCAACGAGAAGGACAAGGAGGUCCUGCCUCAGGAGAUAGACGAGGUCAAAGCUCUUAUUGCUGAACACCAGACAUUCAUGGAGGAAAUGACCAGGAAACAACCAGAUGUUGACACGAUCACCAAGACACACAAAAGAAAGUCUGCGGGUGGUAGCGAGCCUGCCAUCCAGUCCCAAAUCCCUGUCCUGGAGAAAGGAAGAGGUGGAAGAAAGCGUUCUCCCACACAAGCCAUGUACCCAUCAGCGUCACAGCCUCCCAUAGAGACCAAGAACCCCAGGGUCAACCUGUUGGUCAGCAAGUGGCAGCAGGUGUGGCUACUGGCCCUGGACAGGAGGAGGAAACUCAAUGAUGCCAUGGACAGACUUGAGGAGCUGAAGGAAUUUGCCAACUUUGACUUUGAUGUGUGGCGGAAGCGCUACAUGCGCUGGAUGAACCAUAAGAAGUCACGUGUCAUGGACUUCUUCAGACGCAUUGACAAGGACCAGGAUGGAAAGGUCACCAGACAGGAGUUCAUUGAAGGCAUCCUCUCCUCCAAAUUCCCUACCAGUCGGCUGGAGAUGAGUGCGGUGGCAGACAUAUUUGACCGGGAUGGUGACGGCUACAUCGACUACUAUGAGUUUGUGGCUGCCCUUCAUCCCAACAAAGAGGCAUACAAACCCCUCACAGAUGCAGACAAAAUUGAAGAUGAGGUUACACGCCAAGUGGCAAAAUGCAAGUGUCCUAAACGAUUCCAAGUUGAGCAAAUUGGUGCCAACAAAUACAGGUUCUACCUUGGAAACCAGUUCGGAGACUCCCAACAGCUGCGUCUGGUGCGGAUCCUGCGGAGCACUGUGAUGGUGCGCGUUGGUGGAGGCUGGAUGGCUCUGGAUGAGUUCCUUGUAAAGAACGACCCGUGUCGAGCCAAAGGCAGGACAAACAUGGAGCUGCGAGAAAAGUUCAUUCUCCCAGAGGGCACCACUCAGGUGAUGGCAAGCUUCCGGUAUAGAGGUCGUAGGUCGCGACCGUCGUCACGGGCUGCCUCUCCCAACAGGUCAAACUCUAGCCAUAGCUGUCCUGCCCAGCAUAAUAACCCAGCCUUGCCCAGCACACCCAAGACUCCCCAACACAUAACUCGCAAUUAUGAUAAACCCUGGCUGACAAACAGCAAACCCUCCACUCCUCUUAAAUCAUCAGACUCCUUUGAGAGCCAAGGUUCAUCCUCUGAGAGCACUCCGAUACAGGGAAGUAAACUGCGGCUCCCUGGAUACUUGUCAGGAAAAGGUUUCCAGUCGGGUGAAGAGCCGGGAACCCUGAUCAAUGCUGCUGUGAUGAAAGCACGGGGACAGGCCAUAGGGUUUGAAUCGAGAAGGUCCGGCAGCCGACCUGGAAGUAAAGCAGGCAGUCGAGGGAGCAGCCGGAGGGGAAGCGAUGCUUCAGACUUCGACAUCUCGGAUAUCGCAUCGGUGUGCUCCGACACAUCGGAGACGGUGGGUGACACCAGUCGGGCUACACCCCGCUCGUCGUCACGUCAACACGGAGGCAAGCCCUCCAAAAUCCCGACUCCUCAAAGAAGGUCGACCCCCAGCAAACUGGCCCAGACCUCCAAGAGAUAGUCAGGGGCCUUGAGACAACCACAGGAGUCACGUUGGCCCAAAGUGACAAGAGAGACUGGCGUAUGUGUUGAUUAUUUAAAGUCUUGUGAAGAUGUAAAAUAUUCUGUUGAAUAGAAAAAUGGUUUAUUAUUAAGUGAGAAUGGAAUGCCAAUGGCCUUGUGUUUGUCUUAAUGUAUUUAAUUUUAUGUGAAUAAUGUCAAAUUAUUAUGAUUAUUUUAUUUUAUUGACGCUAAACCUGAAAAGUUUAAAGAAACUGAAAAGAAAAAAAACAUGGAGAAGACCACACUGUAUGGUCAACUAACAAUUCUACACACUAAUGAAUGGUAACACACAGCAUUGUACUCGUGAGAGGUUUACUGAAUGUUCUGUAUGCUGACAUGCGUGUGACAGACGGUGCAUCACGCUACCCUGUGGGACACCUCAAUUAUCUAUUAUCUAUUUAAAAUGCAAUGAUGUACUGCCAAAAUGCAUUUAAAGGGCAAUACAAUAUACAUGUAGCCUACCACAUAGUAAACACUGCAAAUAAUUAUGUUCUGACUGAGAUGACUGUUGAUGGCAAGUUCACAGAGAAAUCCCUCAAUAUCCAGGCUUUAAAGUACUCCACCUUACCUUAGGUAGUACUGUUUUGUUUGGUCAACUUACAGCGAUGUGUGCCAUUUUACCUUGGACAUUGGCCUCCCCGGACCCUGAGUAGACAUUCUUUAGUGCAUUCGUCAGUGUAUGGUUCAUUUUGCUAGAGUGGAAAGGAUCGCUGUUAACGUUUUGUAAUAAAUCUGCUAGCCGAAAGCUACCAUGGGAUACUGACAUGGG
Salvelinus namaycush (lake trout) is the source of this 21287-nucleotide messenger RNA. Its product is annotated as dystonin-like. The transcript is spliced from 100 exons. NCBI's taxonomy places the organism in Eukaryota, Metazoa, Chordata, Actinopteri, Salmoniformes, Salmonidae. The record is from RefSeq and is a predicted model, not a curated record. Gene Ontology annotation, cellular component: intermediate filament; hemidesmosome; cytoskeleton. The coding region runs from base 144 to 20477 and encodes 6777 amino acids. Gene Ontology annotation, biological process: hemidesmosome assembly; cytoplasmic microtubule organization; intermediate filament cytoskeleton organization. Gene Ontology annotation, molecular function: microtubule binding; structural molecule activity; calcium ion binding.